Molecule: messenger RNA, 1548 nt
Organism: Durusdinium trenchii
Lineage: Eukaryota; Dinophyceae; Suessiales; Symbiodiniaceae
Source: the annotation of a GenBank genome assembly
AGAAUCAUAAGGAUAUGGUUUUGACUGAUGCUCUGUGACGGUGGCCGCCACCAAGUGGCGAGGCCCUUCCAUCGAAGAAGAGCUUUGUUCGAGGCAGCCUCCAACAUUGGAAUCCUGUUGGAUGCACCGUAGGGCACGCUUUCGCGGCGACGAUCUUGGUCUAAAUUGCAGGCAGCUGUGUAUCUCUGGUUCAGCACCUGCGUUGCAGGUCGGUGGAUCAAGCAGAUCAUCCACCCCAGCAAAAGCGAAGAGGCGGAGUGGUGCCCCGCAUGCGGGGCUGGUGGGCCAGCUCUCGUCAACCUUCGCUGCUCCGCUGGAGGAGUGCUCCACGUUGGAGAACCUUCACCGGGUGGCGCUCCAGAUCUCCGGACGCCUCUCUUCGCAUCGCCUGGCCUUUGCUGCCUUAGUGGCUGCGGUAUCAGGGCGCUGCACCAGCAUGCUGAGGAAGGGUUGGUCCAUGGAUGAGGCCAUGGAGGCAAUCCCCUUGCUAGGAGAUCUCUGGCAAGCAGGUCUCUUGUAUGUCCCUGGUGACACGGCACGCACCGCUGUAGCCUCUGCGUUGGCCACGUUGGUCUCCGGGGGUCGCCGGGAGACACCGCCGGGCUCCGCCUUUGGCUGCGCGCUGUCGCGGCCCUCGUCGACGGGAAGCGGCGUGGCAGCGCGGGAGAACAUGGAGCAACGCCUGAAGCGAUGGUGUCGCUCCUGUGAGAUUUUCGAAUCUGCUGCAUCCAUGGACCUCCUCACAAGGGAAGGUGGAGCUGUCGUGGAGGAGCAACUCUAUGAAGAGUUGAAGCGCACCCUGGCAGGUGCUCGAGAAGAGGACUUGCGAAAGGCAGCCUCAAAGAUCAAGUUGGGGAGCGUUCCCCUUUGUCGAGCUUGCGGGCUCCUGGCCAAAGCGAGAAGGCCACAUCCAUCGAGCCAGAUCUCCACACCUGGCAGUUCCGACUCCGAGUCGGUCAAGGCAGCUUCAGAUGCAGCUGCCGAGACGAUCUCCGGAAUUGCUUUCGAGGUAGUUCGCAACACUGAAACGGCCAGUGGGGAAACUGCCACCAGCGCUCGAGCUGCUUUAGAAGAGCACGGAGUGGUUGAGCGCCGGGCCGGGCACGAGCGGAUCACAUCCACUUCAAGGUCACCGACGUCAACGCGCUCGGACCGCCUCAGCCCCGGACCGGAUUCAGGACCAGCGUACUCUCCUUUAUCUUCCUCGUGGUUGAAGAGCAGGGACGAAGGUCCUACAGCUCUUCCAGAAUUCGACGGGCUCUCUGUCAGCCACGGCGAGCACAUCAUAGCAGCGGCGAGGAAGGCCAAUUCCCAGCUGUCAGCCCUCGAGGGUGGAUUGCUGCGCUUGGAGGCUGCCAGGCAAGAGAUGCGGCGGGCGAAAGCCCUUCAUCCGCUCCCACCGGCGACACGGAUGGCCAUUGGGGCCGUCGGCCUUGCCACAGAGGAGAGGCGGUGUUCUACUCGGACAUAGCUCAGAUUCGGUGUUUUGCACGGUAGUGCUUUUCUUAGGCACUGACAAGGCACAAAGCGAGACAAUGAUUUCCGACG